Messenger RNA from Lachancea thermotolerans CBS 6340, 1650 nucleotides. RefSeq names its product MFS transporter. The transcript has a single exon. The record is from RefSeq and is a predicted model, not a curated record. Gene Ontology annotation, molecular function: xenobiotic transmembrane transporter activity; fluconazole transmembrane transporter activity. Gene Ontology annotation, cellular component: membrane. Bases 1 to 1650 code for a protein of 549 amino acids. NCBI's taxonomy places the organism in Eukaryota, Fungi, Ascomycota, Saccharomycetes, Saccharomycetales, Saccharomycetaceae. Gene Ontology annotation, biological process: xenobiotic detoxification by transmembrane export across the plasma membrane.
AUGUAUAGCGACAAUUACCGAAACACGCUUCUGGUGGACGUCCUGGAGUACUUCCGGCUGGUUAAGCCCAGCCACAACUUCGCGCCGCAGGCGACGCAGGCGUCUCUGGACCAGGAGUCGUCGAAUAAAUCGACCAAAGAAGCAGACAUCGAGAAGGACCUCGAGUCCGGCAGCGGCGCUGGCAGCGCCGCCGCCAGCGCCACGGGCGAAAACAGGACCGACGGCGAGGCGGCGGCCAGCGACCCGUUCCUGGUCGACUGGAACGGACCCAGCGACCCCGAAAACCCCCACAACUGGAGCAGGUCCAAGAAGGGCUUUGUGGUGGUCCAGAUCAUGAUCCUCACGUGCGUCACAUACAUGGGCGCGUCCAUCUACACGCCGGGCCAGGAGUACAUCCAACAGGAGUUCGGCGUGGGCCACGUCGUCGGCACGCUCAACCUCUCCCUCUACGUGCUGGGCUACGGCCUGGGCCCCAUGGUGUUCUCGCCGCUCUCGGAGACCGCGCGCUUCGGGCGCCAGCACAUCUACCUCGUCACACUAUUCCUCUUCAUGAUUUUCCAGGUGGGCGCCGCCACGGUUCAUAACAUUGGCGGCCUGGUCGUUAUCCGGUUCAUCAGCGGCGUGCUGUGCUCGCCUGCGCUCGCCACGGGCGCGGGAAGCAUGGGCGACUUCAUCUCUCCGGAGCUCGUACCCAUCUUCAUUGGUAUGUGGGCCGUGGGCGCCGUGGCGGCCCCCGUGCUCGCUCCUCUCCUGGGUGCGGCCAUGACAGUCGCGGAAAACUGGCGCUGGAUCUUCUGGCUGUUGAUGUGGCUUGCCGCUGCCACGUUCCUGCUCCUGGCGGCCUUCUUCCCAGAGACGUAUGCAAGCAACAUCCUGCACCGCCGCGCGGCCAGAAUCAGACGCGAGACCGGCGACAACCGCUACUACACCAAGCAGGAGCGCGCCGAAAGCGAAAUUAAAACCAAGGACUUCAUCUCGGAGAUCCUGUACAGACCCUUUGAGAUCAUUUUCAAGGAGCCUAUUGUGCUAGCCUUCGACAUCUACAUCGCGCUCUGUUACGGCGCGUUCUACCUCUUCUUCGAGGCCUUCCCCAUUGUGUUUGUCGGCAUUUACAACUUUACUCUGAUCGAGCUGGGCCUCGCGUUCCUGGGCUUCUGCGUGGGCUGUGUGAUAGCGUACAUCGCGUUCCUGACAUUCCUGGCCAAAGUCAUCAUGCCAAAGUUCAAGAACAACACUUUCACUCCCGAAUCUUUCCUCUUACUAGCCAUGUCCGUGUGCUGGUCUCUGCCCCUGUCGCUCUUCCUGUUUGGCUGGGCGGCCGGCGUCCACUGGAUCCUGCCGAUGAUCGCGGAGAUAUUCUUUGUUUUGUGUGUAUUCAACUUGUUCCAGGCCACCUUUGCCUACCUGGCCAUCUGCUACCCACGCUACAUGGCGUCCGUGUUUGCCGGAAAUGGCUUCUGUCGUGCAGUUUUCGCAUGCGCCUUCCCGCUCUUCGGUCGCGCAAUGUAUGAGAACCUUGGUUCCGAGAAGUACCCGGUAGGGUGGGGCUCUUCUUUGGUGGGGUUCUUCAGCAUUGCUUUGGCCGCCAUUCCUUUCAUUUUCAACAAAUAUGGCUCGCAGUUGAGGGGCAGGUCCUCUUACGCUAAUUAA